CCUAGUCGUCGAGUACGUUCGCCAGAUUUAGGCUGUGGUAGUUGAAGGCAGCACGGUCGAGAACCGGAAGUGCACUUCAUCAAAAUUUAAGUACCAUAACUGCUCCAACAACGCCCAGAAGCAUUAUGAAUACAACGGCUUAAGACCGCUUGCCGUAUUACUGUUACACUCUUUGGCCAAAUUCCUUACGUUGGGAUCAUCUAAUGCAGCCGAACUGAAAGUUUCGCAGCCCGGCCGUUAGGAGGUGCCUCGGACAGUCAUCUGCAAUUAGGACAGGGGCUAUGGGUGGGGACCUCUGGGCAGCGCAGCAACCAAACAGCCAGAAGCCCAGCAGCCCCUCAACAUCCUUCCCUUCAGCAUCCGUUCGUCCACUCGAACAACCCCCUUACCACGACGCUCGUUCAUUGAAACUUCCUGUUAUCCUUCACGCCGGCGAGAACUCGGCGGAACCCCGAAACCAGCACAUUCCUGGCUCUUCGCCACAGGAGCCAGUCAGUCGCGAUCACGAUAACAAGCGCUGGUCUUCUAAUUCCUUUGACGAUCUUCCAGAGGGCCGUCUUGCGGGCUCCUUUGCGGCUUGGGCGCAACCCGUAGAGUCGACCCAACCAACAGAACCAAUGCAGCCGGGAACCUCAGCCUCGCCAUCGCAGCCCUCAUUCAACGCCUACCCGCAUGUCCCUCCAGGCCAGAAUCUUGCUGCCAACAACGGCGACUCACACAAUAACGGCGACAUGAGGAGCAACCCGGCCGGUAGUUCACUUCAUACCGUAGUUUCGGAGGCGUUCCCUUCUGACUAUGUCGCCGCAGCAGCUGCCGACGCCGAGGGCGGCGGUGGAAGCAGCAGUGGCUACGUCGACGGGAGCGGAGGCGUCGGCUACAGCCAGGGCGACUACACCGAUGACGCCGGCCGUUACAGCAGCGGCGUGUACGAUGCCGGAGGCCAGUACGGCAGCCAGUACGGCCAAAGCUACAGUGGUGACGCCGGCGAAUAUGGCGGAUACGGUGGCGGCGGGUACAGCCUUAGUGGCGGAGAAGGUGGCGGCUCGGAGUACGGCGCCCAUUACGGAGCUCAGUACGGCAGCAGCGAAGGCCUGCAGUACGGCAGUAUCAGUGGGGAGCCGCAGCAGCGGCAGCAGUGGGGCCACCAGGGGCAGAUGGAUCCAGAAGCGGACGACACGGCUGUCGGUGCUGCAGCUCACGGAGACGGUUACGAGGCCAUCGAGAGCAAUGCUGCCGGGAACAGCGACGGCUGGGGUAGCGUCAGCGGCGCCGCCGCUGCCGUUGGUGGCGGCGACGUACAGUAUUACUACGACCCAAGUACGGGUUAUUAUGCAGCGUACGGCAGCGCAAGCGGUACUACUGCUGAUGACGCUGCUGCUACACCUGAAUGGGAUGCCUCGGCAGCGGCUGGUGAUGCUACAGCCGCAGCUCCCGAAGCAGCAGCAGCUACUGCCGCUGCUGACGGUGCUGCUACAGCCGCCAGCACAAUCCAGGACCUGGAGGGCAUGCUGUCUUUGUUGCAGCAGCAACGCCAGCAGUAUCGCUCUUGGGUAGCGCAAUGCGCGGUUACAGCAUUAUCCGCGCUAGAUCCGUCGUACAGUGACCCGUCGUACGAACAUACGAUUGCUGCUAGCAGCAGCGGUAGCACCCUGGUGCCGGAGGACGUUAGCAGCAUGGUGGCAGCUAUGGAUGUAGCAGGGACUGUACGACAGUACCUGCUGUCACUCAAGGCGGCGGCGGAGGCGACCAAGGAGGCGGCUCGCGCCGCCGCCGCAUUUGAGGCGCUAGCGCUGCCGGUUGCGGAGUCGUACGACAGCCCUGCCGACGUGGCGGCGGGCGAGGCGGCGGAGGCGGAGUAUGUGAGUGCGGCGUACGGCGUUACGUCGGCAGUGGUGGCGGCGGUUGAAACGUUGAAGGCGACGACGGCGCUGGUGACGGCAGGCGCUUCUGGGGUUUCGUCCUCUUCUGAGGAAGCGUUGAAGGAGCUGCUACCACCGGAAGCCACGGAGGCGCCGCUUCGCCGGCGGUUAGAACGGAUCGGUUCGGGGCUGGCGACUCGUCUGAGGGAGGAGGCGGACGUGCUGAUGGGGCGGCUGCACUGGCCGCCGCCGCUCGCUGCCGCCGCCGGUACGACAGACGCAACAGCGACAGCAACAGCGGCAGCAGCAGGCGGCGAAGCAGGGAGACCGGAUGCACUGCGGAAGGGAGUGGCGGAAGGAGGGACGUUUGCGGGUUUUGAGGCCCACCCGGUACUAGCCCGGCGACUGGCGGGUGUGUUGACGGCCCUCACGCACUUCCAAAUGGCUGUGGAGCAGCGGCCGGCCUUCAUACGCCUGCUGUCCACUCAACCGGGAGAGGAGGAGGAAGGCGGAGAGGAGGCGGCCGGCGAGGAGGGAGGAGACGGUGCUUCCAAACCCGCAGCCGCCACCAAACCCGUGCUGUGGGCUGCCAAGGCUUUGGCGGCUCCCAUUGCGGCUAAGCUACGCACCCACUUCCAUCCAGCUGCGCCCACGGGCCGGUUGGAUCGUCCUGCCUGGCUGUACGGCACCGUUUUGGAUUUCGUACGGCACCACGGUCAUGCGCUUUCCUCGCUGGACGACAUCCUGGCGUGCCUGCAGCUCAAGCCGCACUAUAACAUGCCCGCGGAAUUUGCCAGGGCCCUCCAAGACGAGGUUCUAGAGUUUGUGCGGGAGGUUCGUAUCCCGGCCAUCAUCAACCUUCAGACUCAGAUCCAAAAUCCAACUGCCGACACCAAUGGCAGCGGCGACGAUUCAACUUCUUCCGCUGCGGCCGCGUCGACGCCGACAACCGCGACGGAUGCUGACGUGGAGGCGCUCUGGAUGGGGCUUAUGGACGCAUCUGCGUCGUACGACAUUUCCAUGUUGCCGCUGCUGGGAGCGACUGGCGCGGCGGUGGAGGCGGCGGCGGCCAAGGCGACUGCGAUGCUGGCGACUGCGGCGGCGGCGACGGGAGGCCCAUCGCGCCGCCGAGCCUGCGAUGUUUUGGAUCCAACCGUCGCCGGUACGGCAGACAUGCACGGGCGUUACGUCGCCGUGGCGGCGCUCGCGACGGCGACUCCAGUGGCGGCAGCGGCACCAGGAGAGCAACCGGCGGAGGCGACCCCGAAGGAAGCGGAAGCGGCGAAGGGCGCAUUGUCGCCGUUGCUGGUUGCUUGGGCGGAGGCGGAGGGCGCGGCGGCGUUACGAGCGGUUGAGGCGGUUGUGUACGACGACUCGUCGUUGACACCUCAGGAGGAAGUCCUCGCUCGGAGGCUGGGAGCCUCUACCACUGCUGAUGACGACACCGGCUCCACAGCUGCAGCUGCCACGUCAGCAGCAGCAGCAGCAGGCGGGGCUGCUCCCUGGCAACGGGACGUAUGGCCGCCGGUUGUUGCGGUGGAGGCGGCACGUGUGCUGGAUGGCCUUGUAGCCAGGUCCAGGUGGCUCUCCCCGCGCCCACUCGCGCAGCAGGCUUUCCUGGCUGCAGCGGCGGUCCCGGUGCUGGCGCUGCUGCGGCGGCGGUUGGCGCGGGUGUUGGACGGAGCGGUGGCGCGAGGGGAGGUGCUCAGUGAGGAGGGACUGCCCAAGGUAUGCGCUGCCCUCUGCGCCGCGCACUUUUUGGACGAGCACCUGCACUCGCUGCUGCUCACCGAGCUAGCGCCGCUCGUACACGCACUCGAAAGCGCCGCCGCCGCUGCUGCCGCCGUCAGCAACAGCGCCGCCGCCAGCGGCGUCGGUACACCGGCGUCGAGCAUCGCCGGCGGCUCCGCCGUCGCCGUUCCGCCGGGUAAGCUCGGCGGCGGCGGCGGAGGCGGGUUCUGGAGCGGUUUGCUGGCGGCGGCGGCGGGUGGUAAUGGUACGGCAGUAGCGGCGUCGCCGGCGCGUGUGGCGCUGCGUGACGGUGUGACGGCGCUGGCGGGAGCCGCCUCCGCCGCGUUUCCUGGGGCGGCUGGCGGCAGCGUGACGUCAGCGGCGGCGGCGGCGGCGGGUGCGGGUUGUACGGCAGCAGCGGCGGCGGUGUUUGGGGAAUACGUGCGAGCGUUCUCACGGCUCCACCGGGACGGCUGUUUGAAGGUUGCGAGGGAGAUGGCGCUAGGAUUUGGCAGGUACUCUUUGUCGUACCGACAUGCCAUCGAGGCCAACACGCAGUUCCCCUUCACUCCCGAGGAAGAAGUCGAAGCGGAAGGGGACAGGAUGGGCAUGGAGGCGGAGGCGCGACCCAUGGGUCACAAGGCUGCGGACUCCAAUGGCGGUGGUGUUGGCAGCAGCAGUGGCAGCACCAGUGGCCAGCGAGCUGCUGCCUCCAUUACGCCCUCCUUUGCACCGGCGCUGCUUUUCCUCCAGACAAGCCUGUCCCGGCUGUCACGCUGCUGCGACAAGGCCACCUUUGCGGACGUGUGGCGGGGCGCCGCGCUGUCCAUCAACCGCUUCAUGUUCAACUUCGUCGCGACGGAGAGCCGGUUCACACGAGCAGGCGCUCGUCAGUUUGCAGCCGAUGUGUGGGGCCUAGCCAGCCUCUUCGCCCCCUACAGCCGCAGAGGCGCAUCCGCAACAGCAACUGCAGCAGGAGGACAGCAUUUCCGGGAGCUGCAGGCUGCUGCGCGGUUGCUGUGCAUGGAGGACGAGGAGGCGGCUGACGUCAUGAGACGUGCCAGUACGGCCGCUGUUGCUGUGGCGGCGGCGGCAGGCGCCUCCUUCUCCUCACCUGCCUCUCGCCUUCAGUCCUCUUCUCGCCCGCUGCCUGCCGCCGGUUGCGACGAGGACGAGGGUGGGCCGCUCAGCCCGACAAAGCACCGACCGCUGUCCACGACACAUGCCAUGCAGCCGCAGCCACAGCAGAAGCAGCACGGCAACGACCAUAAAAGGGGAGGCGGCGGCAGGGACGCGGUUCGGGUCAGCAUGGCUGCGGACCCGCUGUUGUCGAGUGGCGGGUUGGCGUGUUUGACGCCCCUGCAGAUCAUGAACGUGAUUGAGCACAGGAUCUAACGCCGGACAGGCACUUAACAUGCGGAGUAGGGGAACGCGGCCGCAUCCUUUUAGCAUUGUGUUGAUUUGUGACACGUGGACCUAUAACCUAAUGACUUGUACCUGUUUCCGGGCUCUGUGGUGAAGUCCGCUGCUGCCACAUGAUACGUGUUCGGUGUAAGAUGUAAUGUGCGCUCCGUUGCCAGUUGAUAACUUUUCCAAGGAGGCGUCUGGCAGUCCCAUUCCUUUUUCGCGUGGGGGUUUUCUGGGUUGCUGUGUGGUUUCUCUCGGACAUCCUAAGUUUACGGACGGAUUCUAGAUGUGCUUGGUGCUCAGCGAAUGUGGGGACAUGAGGUGGAGCCAUGAGCGCAUGGCAGUGUAGGGCGGCUUUGCAUUGGCUGUGGCCUAGCGUGUCACUGCGCGUGUUGAAGCAACCGAGCGGCAUAGCUGGCACUGGCUAUGGGAGGUGGAGUAGAAAGCGAUGUCAUACUGCGCUUGUAAAAUGCAUGAGC
Molecule: messenger RNA, 5476 nt
Organism: Astrephomene gubernaculifera
Lineage: Eukaryota; Viridiplantae; Chlorophyta; Chlorophyceae; Chlamydomonadales; Astrephomenaceae
Source: the annotation of a GenBank genome assembly